Stegodyphus dumicola is the source of this 678-nucleotide messenger RNA. RefSeq lists its product as uncharacterized. NCBI's taxonomy places the organism in Eukaryota, Metazoa, Arthropoda, Arachnida, Araneae, Eresidae. The record is from RefSeq and is a predicted model, not a curated record.
UUUCUGAAUUUUUAACAACGAAUAGAUAGAAUCUUUUCGUAGAUAGAUGCCGGUUCUCGGUUCGGGAUGAAUGCUAAUUGUAACACGGCUGUUCACAAUGUGUUCCAAAGUCUAAAAUUAUUGUGAUUUCGUAGACCGCAAAAAUGUGCAUGUGCAUUUUAAAUAAUUAAGAAGAUGAAUGGCAAGGUGAUUUAUGGGCCUUUAACACAUAUUCAUCUACAUUUACAGCCUGGACUUUUACUAAGCAAGCCAUCAGCAUCUGAAGUAUUAACAUGCCACAUCAAACAAAGAAAAUAUCCACCAUGGACUUCAUAUUUUAUCAAAUAUAGCAGCAUUGUUAAUGAUCAGUUUAGUCUAUCCUAUUUUAAUUGGCAAGUCGGCCAGGCAAAUUAUCAUAUUUUAAGAACUGGAUGCUUUCCAUAUAUUAAAUAUCAUUGCACUAAAGGAUCAUGUCAAAAUUUAGACUAUGAAAACAACUUUUUCCUUGUGUUAAAGAUUUUAAAUAUUGGUUUACCAACUUUGGCAUAUGGAUUAGGUGCAACGUUUUUAAUUAAACAUGAAGAAAUUGUACAUACUUGCAAAGGAGAUGUUCCUGUAUUCUUCUUACUUAAAGAAAACGACUCUCAUUACUAAUUUAAAAAUUCUGUGAAAUAGAUCAAUAAAUUGAUAUAAAAUUAA